Messenger RNA from Nylanderia fulva, 882 nucleotides. The record is from RefSeq and is a predicted model, not a curated record. NCBI's taxonomy places the organism in Eukaryota, Metazoa, Arthropoda, Insecta, Hymenoptera, Formicidae.
AUGUCGUCGCUUAUCAUUUCGCACGACUCGUAUUUAAUGAUGCUGGAGAUUGCUGUGGAAAACUUGUUUGUCCCGUGGACCUCCGAUUUUGACAAGGUCAUCCUGAAGAAGACGGUCGUCAGGUUUCGCAUGCUAGAUGAGGAAUGGACGUCUUUGGUGCCGAAUCGGCGAGAUUAUGGUCCUUAUCGCGGUUCCUGCAGCGAGAACGAGAACUUUUACGGGGGUAGGUCCGUCGUAUUUUGCGUGCCGGCGGGUUUCUUCGAGAAAAAAGCGACCGACGUCAAUGUGCAGCUCUACGUGCAGAGAGAGGUGUGCAAGUACUUCGAGAUGGAUCAGUUCCAGAGCAUCGGCUUCGCCAACGUUCCGGUCGAUGAUCUACUGAACAGCAUCGCCAAGCAGAUGCGCGAGCGGAAUGAAUUGUCGGAACAUUUGUCGGACUUCUAUAAGCAGCAGAUUAUCUCGAGGUCUCUGACGGGAACUUACAAUCUGCUCGACGAAAACUUCCGGAGUACCGCGGCCACGAUCUCGCUCUACAUCCGGAUCAGCUACCUCGGCAAGUGCCUUGUAACGGAGAUUACGCGUCUCGAAAGUGGUGCUUUCUGCGUACGCAGAGAACCGGACGAGGAAGAGCCGUAUCUCUCUUGGCAGCUGACAGCGGACGAGCUUCAAAGCGGUCGCUGGGACACCGUCAGAGAUCUGUCGUGUCGUGUUCCGCGUGGACGUUUAGUUAUUGGCGACAGCCAAAAGAAAGAAGAGGGCCCGCUGCAGACCUGUCAAAAUCAGCUGAUUUUGACAGGUCCGUCACGACGAGAACUGUUGCAGAUGCAGUGCGAAAUACUGUUGCGAUUGCAGCUACCGCAGACUCCAUUAGGACUCCAAUGA